GCGAGAACGACACACGAGAUAAAUCUAGCAGUGAUGGCUACGCCGCCCGAUGCGGAGAGUUUGGAGUCUCGAAUCAACAGAGCCACAAACCCACUCAACAGAGACACAGACUGGAACAGUAUCCAUGCCUUCUGUGACCAGCUCAACAAUGAUUUGGAGGGACCUCAGCUGGCCACCAGGCUCCUGGCCCACAAGAUCCAGUCUCCACAGGAGUGGGAGGCCAUGCAGGCCCUGUUGGUUCUGGAGACAUGUAUGAAAAACUGCGGGAAAAGGUUUCACAGUGAAGUGGGCAAGUUCCGUUUUCUCAAUGAACUCAUCAAAGUAGUUUCUCCAAAGUACCUGGGCUCGCGGUCACCAGAGCCAGUCAAAAAGAAGGUUUUGGAGUUGAUCUAUAGCUGGACUUUGGGGUUACCUGAUGAGGCCAAGAUCUCAGAUGCCUAUCAGAUGCUGAAGAAACAAGGUAUUAUCAAACAAGACCCAGAGCUUCCACCUGACAAAUUACUGAACCUCCCUCCACCCAGACCCAAGAACACCAUUUUUGAGGAUGAGGAAAAGUCAAAAAUGCUGUCUCGCCUGUUGAAUAGCUCACACCCUGAGGACCUCAAAGCCGCCAACAAGCUCAUCAAAGAAAUGGUCCAAGAGGAUCAGAAGCGAGCAGAGAAGGUGUCGAAGCGGGUGAACGCCAUUCAGGAGGUGAAGGAGAGCGUCACUCUGCUGAGCCAGCUUCUGCAGGACUACGACAGCACCGCUAGCAAUCAGAGCAACGCUGAACUCCUGCAGGACCUGUACCAGCGCUGUGAGAAAAUGAGACCUACACUGUUCAGACUGGCAAGUGAUACAGAGGACAACGAUGAGGCUCUCGCGGAGAUCCUGCAGGCCAACGACAGCCUGACUCACGUCAUCAACCUGUACAAACAGCAGGUGAAGGGGGAGAUAGUGAACGGCAACAACACAUUAAACACACACAAACAAACAGGAGGGACGGCACUGCUUGAUCUGUCAGGACUGGACACAUCCCCACAGUCGCCUCCGUCCUUCCCAGAGUUUCCCACACCGACAGACAGCCUCAACGCCCCCUCGCAAGAGAUGGGAAUUAGUCUCCUCGACGAUGAGCUCAUGUCACUUGGUUUAAGUGAAGGAACACACACCUCCAACCCUCCGUCACAGCCUGAGGACUCCACAGCCUGGGACUCCUUCCAGUCCUCUGACAGUAUAGAUGCAGACAUCCCAGCAGCACCCAGUCUCCUCCUGAGUCCAGACACCCUCUCCCAUUCUCAGCCCCUUUCGUCUGGUUCCACCCCUGGGAACUCGGCCCUGGACGAGCUGGACUUCCUGGGAAAGACACUGAUGCAGCAGUCCCUGCCUCCAGAGGGCCUGCAGGUCAAAUGGGACAAGCAGCAGUCCAAACCAACUCUUAGAGAUCUCCAGAGCAAGUCUGGGUCCAGCGUUACCCCAGUCCCCAUACCAACCUUCGCCACUGAACACCCUGCACCUCUCCUCAACUCUCAGCCCAGCCUCGGCGCGACGUUGCUGGAUAUGUCCCCAACUCGCAUUGAGACUCCUUCUGCAGAAGUCACCCUGACUGAUGUUUUUGUACCGCUAGAAUCCAUUAAGCCCAGUAGUCUGUUACCUGUGACUGUGUUUGACGGACACAGUCUGCGGGUUCUCUUUCACUUUGCUCGCGACUCGCCUCCAUCUCGUCCCGAUGUGCUGGUGGUCAUCAUCUCGAUGCUGUCAUCCGCUCCUGUCCCCGUCACCAACAUAAACUUCCAGACUACGGCUCCAAAGUCUAUGGCAGUGAAGCUGCAGCCUCCAUCAGGAACAGAGCUCCCAGCUUUCAACCCCAUCCUUCCUCCUGCUGCUGUCACACAGAUCCUGCUGCUGGCAAACCCAAACAAGGAGAAAGUACAGCUGCAGUACAGUUUAACCUUCACCAUGGGCGAGCAGGAGCACAGUGAGAGCGGCAGUCUAGAACAGUUUCCUCCUCCAGACACGUGGGGGAAACUAUAGCAUUUAAACAAAACCCCAAACUGACAGACUCUGCUUUCAGACUGCGCUCCCUUCCUAAACCAACUCGACACUCUCUCUGCAUAAACCUGUUUUCCUUUUUGUAAUCACAUUUUACUUUCUUUGAUUGGUAUUGAUUGUUUUACUUGGAUUAUGCUCAUGCUCAGUCAGUGUAAUGCUUUGCUUUAACUGAGUCAUGUGUUUAGGUCUAGUCUGCUGUAUGUGGCUGCUUUAAAACAAACCCGCAACUGUUUCUCACAAAGUUUUUAACCAACACUGCUAUGAAGGAAGAAAACUACAUCAAAUAUGUGCAUAUUUGCUCAUUUGGGGUGCUUGAUUUUGGUUUUCCCCUAGGACACAAAGACAGUUUAAAUCCAUUAUCUGUUGCGUUUACCUUCACCUCUGCAUGCUCUGACAACAUUUGACACAAUGCUUGCAAAAUCCAGCCAAUCAAUAGAGAAAGGCCAUAAGCAUUAAGUAGACUCAUCUUAGUUUGCAAAGCAAAGCUAUACUUAAUCAACUUUUGUGGUGUCUAUUUUGUGAUGAGCAAAUAACACUUAUUAUUUCUUUUCCACUUUUUGAUUUGCACAGAGAAUUCUUUUUUUGAUAGUACUGUUUUCCUGUCUUUGGCCCAUCUUGUGGAAAGAACAUUUACUGUAACAUCAGAGUUGUGUAUUAUCUGCCAUAUGUGCCUAUUUUGCAGUUCUAACGUUUAAAUUUUAGUGAGUUUGGAUGAAUUUGUUUUUCACAUCUGUUACACAUCAGUCAUUGUCUGCAGUUGUCUGAGAUCCAGAUCAGCUACAUUAUAACCUUAAAUUCUUAAUAUAUUCAUAGCAUUUUCAAUAGGGUUUAAGUUAAGUUUUUACAAAUAUUUUCUUUAACGUGUGAUUUAAGUUUAUAUUUCAGGCGCUCGGAGCAGUGUCUGUCUCAAACAUGUUCAGCUUGUUUCUAGUCUUCAGACAAUGCAUGUCAGCCACGCUCAAUACUUCCCCCUGCCCACAAGCCUUUCACAUUCCACUGCACUAAUCUCCAAUAUGAUUGCUUUGUAAAUACCAAUGAUGGCAGUUCUGUUAUGAACAUUUCACUUGUGCAAUGUGCAAGAGCAUAACACUGGUAAAAUAUUCCAAAUGGGUAAUAAAGUUUUUUUUUCUUCUUGGUGACCAUAAGG
This is a messenger RNA of Micropterus salmoides (largemouth bass), 3175 nucleotides long. RefSeq names its product ADP-ribosylation factor-binding protein GGA1-like. Gene Ontology annotation, cellular component: trans-Golgi network. Gene Ontology annotation, biological process: vesicle-mediated transport; intracellular protein transport. The coding region runs from base 34 to 2010 and encodes 658 amino acids. Gene Ontology annotation, molecular function: phosphatidylinositol binding; ubiquitin binding; small GTPase binding. The transcript has 17 exons. NCBI's taxonomy places the organism in Eukaryota, Metazoa, Chordata, Actinopteri, Centrarchiformes, Centrarchidae. The record is from RefSeq and is a predicted model, not a curated record.